This is a messenger RNA of Amorphotheca resinae ATCC 22711, 897 nucleotides long. RefSeq lists its product as hypothetical. NCBI's taxonomy places the organism in Eukaryota, Fungi, Ascomycota, Leotiomycetes, Helotiales, Amorphothecaceae. The transcript is spliced from 2 exons. The record is from RefSeq and is a predicted model, not a curated record. Gene Ontology annotation, cellular component: membrane; G protein-coupled receptor homodimeric complex. Gene Ontology annotation, biological process: G protein-coupled receptor signaling pathway. The annotation marks the transcript as partial. Gene Ontology annotation, molecular function: pheromone binding; mating-type factor pheromone receptor activity.
UCCACUUUCAACCCUUACACACAGCCUAUCACCUUUUACAAGGCUGAUGGUGUCACUACUGUCACCGUUUUGCUUUCCGACAUCAACGCCGGCAAUUUCUACAAUACGGCAUGCAGCAUCAACUACAGUGCCCAGAUGGGUGCUUGCUUCGUCAUGUUCUUUGUUGUCUUCGUUCUCACCAAGGAAUCAAAGCGCCGUUCUGCUAUUUUCAUUCUCAAUAUUCUGUCCCUCCUCCUUGGUUUCCUUCGAGCUUUGCUUCUCGCACUCUACUUCGUCGGUCCUUGGUCCAAUAUCUAUCCAUCGUACUCUCUCGAUUUCAGCUACAUCCCAAGAUCUGCAUAUGCUACUAGCAUCGCUGGCGUUGUCAUUCCUCUUCUCAUGACGACCACGGUCAACAUGUCUCUUAUUCUCCAGGCCUACAUCGUGUGCAAGAAUAUGAGCACCGUCUACCGGCACAUUGUUGUUGGACUCUCAUGCAGUGUAUUCUUACUUGCUGUUGGGUUCCGUUUUGCCGAAAUGGUCACCAACUCGAUAUCGAUCAUGUCAAGCGAAUCUUACUACGCCAAGGAGUGGAUCCAAACUGGAACUUUGGCAACCGAGACCAGCUCGAUCUGGUUCUUUUCCAUUAUAUUCACCGGAAAGCUCGUGUGGACUCUGGUCACCCGUAGGAUUAUGGGCUGGAAGCAGUGGAGUGGUGUACGAAUCCUUGCUGCAAUGGGUGGCUGUACCAUGGUCAUUCCUGCAAUCUUCGCGAUUCUCGAAUAUGUGACGGUUGACUCCUUCCCCGAAGCUGGCACUCUUGCAGUCACUAUGGUUGCUCUCUUGCUUCCCCUCUCCUCUCUGUGGGCCAGUAUGGCCAUCGAUCAAGAGGCAUCGACUCUGAACCUCUCACAACUC